AAAUCUGGCAACUCUUGGUCAUUGUUAGAAAGGGUAACAUUUGACACUUGUAGCUCACUUACUCGGUUUCAAUUUCAUUUUGCAAUUGGUUGGGUAUUGAUUAGCUGUCAUUACAGGAAAUAAUGUACAGCCAUAAUAAUGGCGACCCGAUAAUGCACAGCCCAAUAAUCCGUGUACAAAUAAAAGAUCCUAGUACACCAAUUAACUGGACGUGCAUUAUUUGGCCGUACAUUAUCGGGGCGUACCAUGGAGGUAAUAAGCUCAUCCAUGGGCUGUACAUUAUCAUUACGGGUGAUUACUGGCAGAUAUUGUACGGCAAAAUAAUGCAUGACCUAAUAAUUCGUGUACAUACUUUGUAUGGGACACGGAUUAUUGGCCAGUACCGAUAUUGUACGGCUGAUAAUAUACAGACAAAUAAUGCAAGUCCCGAUAAUUCGUGUACUAGGUUCUUUUGCUUGUACACAGAUUAUUGUAUUGAGCUGUUUAUUAUCAUGACUGUACAAUAUUGUUUAACCAGCCCAUAUUGCAUUUAAGUUUAAUUCAGUUGAAUCAAUCCAAGCGUUGUUACGGCGCUAUUGGGACAUAAUAAGCACAAUUUAUUAGUUGUUUAAAGUUUUCUUUUGACGAGUUUACUUUUGGCGUAAAUCCACAAUGGACCAUGUCAAGUUUUCUGUAUUGCGAGAAAAGUGGCGGCGUUAUUUUGAAGACGGACAACGAGAUGUGUUUGAUACAAGCUCGUCAGAAGAAUCAGACGAUAAACAUCACAAUCCUAAGCAUAAUAAAUUGUACAUGGAGUUGUUCAGGAUGUUGCCAACAAUAGAACCAAAUGAUUUAAACACUGAUUGUCUAGAUAUUCCUGUUGGCCCGCUAAGUGAUGAAAUUGGAGUAACCACUGCUGUCACAUCAGGGAUGGUAGAUUUACCGGCUGCGGAGCACAAAAAAGAACAUUCAGAUUUUGAAAAACUGCAAUUUCAUGAAAUGGCUGGUGAUGGUACCACAGUGAAGUGUGGACAACAAUAUGAAUGCUUCACAUAUGCGCAUGAGCUGGAGUCUAUGUUGGAACAGUCUGAAUCGGAGCUGGCGAUAACUUCAGAUGAAUCCCAAUUUGAAGUCUACAAUGAUACGGAAUCUGCUUCUAGUGAAUUUGCACAGGGAUACGAACAUAACACAGUAUAUAACAUGGAGCUUCUAUUAGAGCAGUCCGAUUCUAAUCUGGCAAUAAAUGCAGAUAUAUCCCAAUUGCAAGACCACCAUGAUGAGGAAUCAGCUUCUGAUGAAUCUAUACAGAAGCAUGAAGACAACAAAGUACACGAAAUGGAGUCUGUGGAGGCAGGUCCACAGAUUCCACAAGUGAGAGAUCAUCCUCGGGUCAAUGUUGCAGAGGCAAACUGUUUUGGAGACCUGUUACGGCCCGAAUAUGAAGUUCAACAAGAACUAAGGCUGGCACAAUUAGAUUGUAUGACAGAUCAACCAUCUGAGUUCCCAUCAGGAAAUGGCAGGCAACAAGAUUUGUUGAAAUCCAAUGGAAAACUACUUAAAAUGGAGGAUAUUGCUGGCCCAAGUACGUCUGUGGUUGAAAAUAAUCAUAGAAGCAAGUUUGCCCAAAAAGUUGAGCAGAUGUUUAGGGAAACACAAAGUAAUUGUGAGGAGCCUAGAAUAAAACCUGUUGGUAAUACUUUGUCACAAUGGAAACCCUAUUUGAUUCUACCUUUCAUGUAUCGAAAUGCACAGUAUAAAAGGAGCUUGCAGCCAAUAUUGGAAGAGUCCGCUGAUACCAUACAGGAACUAGUAUCGACUGAGAUGGAACAACUGCACCAUUUGCCACAAAAGUCAGAUUUAGAAACUCACGAAGAAGAACCCCAUUUGGAACAAGAAACAGAGUCAGAUGAUUUGUAUGAUGAGGAUUAUGAGGAUUCGCUGUCCAUGGAUGAAGAUUUGCUUUUGAUUGAAGCUCCAUUAAUCUUUAUAGCUGGUGAACAGUUUGAAUACCUCAACACUAGACGCCUCAUUUUAAAUGGAUUGUUUUGCAUUGCAAUCUAUUUAGGAACCGUGGAAGGAGAUAUUUUGGAAGAGCUUCUAAACUAUACUUCUAUCCAAGAUGUUAUAGUAUUUUUGUUUAUAAUCUUCACUUUGCUAAGUCUUUGUAAGAUGUAUAAUUUUAUUGUGAAAGACAAUGAUGAACCUGAUGACAUUUCCAAUGAUCCAUCAGACAAUGAUUCCCCAGUUCGGGAAGUUCCGACGAGAAGAGAUGAAAGAGAUCUGCAGCCAGACACGGACAUGCAGCCAGUUCUGGAUGCACUCGAAGAUCCUCAACCCAUACCGUCUGAAGAAGAUAUGGAGAUGGAGUAAUAGCUUUAAUAAGCAGGUGAUUUAAGAUAAUUCUUAAGUUUGGUGUUUCAAAGUUUAAGUUUUUUUUUUGGUCAUCUUCACUAUUAAAAAUAUUGUCUGAUGAAAGCAUUUACCAAUGAUUCUAGAUUUAUAUAAGAAUAUUGUAUUAUAGAUGAUUGUGCUAAGCCCCAUCUGUCCAAGAUGUCUCUUGUUAAUUAUAAUUUUUGUUUCUAUUUCUUACUUAAUACUUACCAUAUAUAAGCAAAACUUUUUUAGUUACUACAUUCCUUUUUUGCAUUUACUCAAUUUGAUAUGUUACUUUACUAAUUAAUAACUGUACUCACUGCAAUUAUUAAAACCAUUCUGUGAUAGCAGCCGCCUGACAGAAUAAACUAUUAGUUCUUAAUUAUUUUUGCCUUUUCAUAGAAUUUAUUUUGUUUGUAAUGAUUUACUUUGGUUUUUUUAAUAGAUGCCUUAAGUAGAACUGUUGUUAUGUUAUAAUUUAGAAAGGUUGUAUGUUUCUAUCUAGAUUGUUACCGAGGCCAAAGGCUUGUAAUAUUUUUUGUUACUAUUAAUACUAAGUCUACAAUGUAUCACAAAAAAUUGUCAAGAUCCAUUCCAGUUGUAAUUAUCAUUUUUGUAAUGGUUUCACUUAAGUACAAGUUUUUGUUAUUUAGUUUAUUUUAUAAUUAAAUGUUAAGGGCAAAAAGAAAGUGGGUAAAUAUGUUAAGUGCCAACUUAAAAUCCACAAAUUAAAUUUGUGAUAUGUUCUUGAUGAACACAGCUCAGUGAGACGUAAGACUUACCAUUUACAUGAUUUUGUUAUUCUUUAUUAAAAGAUAUAUUUCUAUAAGUUUAACCUACAGAUCUAUGAUAACUUAAGACCAUAUAACUUAGUAUGAUCUUAAUUAUAUACUUAUUAUUUAAAUUUUUAAAAAUUUAAUUUACUUAAGUUUAAACACUCUUAAAUUAUUAUUUGAAACUAAAAGUCUGAUUGUUGCCAUAUUUUAAUAAAACUUAUGUUUAAUUCAAACUUCCUUAAGCCAGUCGCACAUGAUCAUUUUGAACCAAACAGUUCCACUGUUCUGUGCUAUUCCAUUAGUCAAAAGUGAUUGUGUAUAGCUGGCUUUGAUCUAAGACUGUUUUUAAUUUUCGUUAGAUAGAAUCUCAUAUUUUGUAAGAUUGGAGAAAUGUUUCUCAUUUCUGCUUUUUGUAUAACAUUUAAUGAAAUUAUUUUUAUUAAGCUGUGAAUGCAUUUCUUCAGUACAAAUGUAUUUUGUGAUUAUUUAAACUAUUUUCUCUUUAUUACCUGUUGAUAUAUGUAAAGUGGUACUUAGAGUCCACCAUGUUUAACUUUUCAUAGAAAUA
Messenger RNA from Papilio polytes (common Mormon), 3696 nucleotides. RefSeq lists its product as uncharacterized. The transcript has 7 exons. Bases 652 to 2349 code for a protein of 565 amino acids. The record is from RefSeq and is a predicted model, not a curated record. NCBI's taxonomy places the organism in Eukaryota, Metazoa, Arthropoda, Insecta, Lepidoptera, Papilionidae.